Brassica oleracea var. oleracea is the source of this 620-nucleotide messenger RNA. RefSeq names its product protein yippee-like At5g53940. The record is from RefSeq and is a predicted model, not a curated record. Gene Ontology annotation, cellular component: ubiquitin ligase complex. NCBI's taxonomy places the organism in Eukaryota, Viridiplantae, Streptophyta, Magnoliopsida, Brassicales, Brassicaceae. The coding region runs from base 67 to 447 and encodes 126 amino acids. The transcript has 5 exons.
UCGUAAGUGACUGACUGAUAAGAAACAAAAAAGAGACUAGAGAGAGAGAGAAAAGGAAGAGCAAGAAUGGGAAGGAUAUUCACGGUGGAGCUUGAGGGAAGAUCUUACAGAUGCAGGUUUUGCCGAACCCAUCUCGCUCUUCCCGAUGAUCUUAUCUCCAAGUCUUUCCAUUGCCGCAGAGGAAAGGCUUACCUCUUCAAUCGUUCAGUGAACAUAAGUAUGGGUCCUUUAGAGGAAAGAAUGAUGCUUUCUGGUAUGCACACUGUUGCUGAUAUUUUCUGCUGCUGUUGCGGACAGAAUGUUGGUUGGAAAUAUGAAUCAGCGCAUGAGAAAGCUCAGAAGUACAAAGAAGGCAAAUUUGUUCUUGAAAGGGGAAGGAUCGUGGAUGAAAUGGAUUUAUCAACAGAGGUUUACAUCGAUACUCGAAGCGACACAGAAGAUUCUUGAAAUGUUAGCUUUAGAUUCUUACGCUUCUUGUGUCCGUGUGUGGGGGAUAAUGUUCGUCAAGAUCAGAGCUUGCUAGUGUAAAAUAUGUAAAAUGAGGUUUAUAAAGGGAUGUGUAUGGUGAAUGAAGUUGUUGUGUUGUUUAUUGUCUCAGAGACCCUCAAAGACUUUCUUGA